Molecule: messenger RNA, 1871 nt
Organism: Ectocarpus sp. CCAP 1310/34
Lineage: Eukaryota; Phaeophyceae; Ectocarpales; Ectocarpaceae
Source: the annotation of a GenBank genome assembly
GCACAGCAGCCGUCGCUUACCACGGGGACUCGCCCUUACUCCCUUCGCCACACAUGUCGGAUUCGAAAAAGUGCUUAGACCGAGCUUGGCAGUGUCUUGGAGAGGACAAGCUGGACGAAGCAGCGGAGCUGUGCAGCGCCGUACUGCGCAGCGCCCCUCGUAACGCACGCGGGCUGUACCUGCGCGCCGUAGCGUCGCAAAGGGCCGGCAGGCCCAAAGAGGCCGCCGAGGAUGCUUGCCAGGCCGCACGCCUCCGACCAGACCUGCCGUCCGUGCAGCUCAUGGCGGGAUCACUGCUGUGCCGAAACAAGUGCUUCGGUCGAGCUCUGGCGGUGUACGAGAAGGCCCUGGACGCGAGCCCCGGGAACGUGCAGUACCACCUUGGGGCUGCUUCCGCCCUUAGGCAGCUGGGCCGCGGGGACCACGCCACCGCCGCGUUCUUAGCAGCCGCGUCAGCGGCCGCCUCCGCUGACGUGGGCACACAGGCGCAAGUGCAGUACAAGCUGGGCCAGCACCUGCGGUCGAUGGGAGACGCGGCCUCCUUGGCACAGGCCGCGCAGGCGUACGCGCGAUGCUUGGAGCUUGACCCAGGCCACGUGCUGGCGGCGUUCUGGCUACCGGCAACACGGAAGCUCGCCGCGUCUACCCUGAGAGAGGCGCACGACGGCGUGUAUGUAGCUGGUUCUGGAGAGGCCAGCGUUGCAGUUGAUAACGCAAUGGAAACCCCUGCCACUCCCGCUUCGGCGCCCCGGGAGUACGUCGUUGGCCUCUACAACUCCUACGCGGAGACCUUCGACUCGCAUUUGCAGGGGGCGCUCGAGUACAGAACGCCGACUGUCAUCGUAGAAAACCUCCGCCGGCUGUUCCCUGAGAGAAGGUGGGACAGAUGCCUCGACCUAGGCUGCGGCACCGGUCUGUCGGGUCGGGCGGCGUCCUCUGUCUGCCGGCGUCUCGUCGGCGUCGACCUUAGCCCCGCCAUGGUCCGCCGAGCGAGGGAGAAGCGGGUCUACCACCGCCUUCUUGUUGGCGAAGUCACCGAGACCGUCAGGCGCCUGAGUCGCCGAAGCGAGUCGCCAUCGGAACCAGGGGCUGGGUCAUCCCCCAGACGCCGGCGCGCACGGUGGGAAGUACCCGCGAUGGUUGAGGAAGAGGGGGGAGCGGCCGUGGCAGCGAUGGCGGUAGGGGGAUGCGGGGAUGGCAAUGGAAUUGACCAAAUGCUUCCUGGGACAACCGUGGCAGAAGAGGCAUCGGUUGAAGAUGUGGAGUCGCCUGCUGCGGGAAGUAAGCGCGAGCUAGCACAACCAACGGAAGUUACGACAUUGGCGACGCUACAGUCGGCGCCAAUUGAAACAAGUAGUGGCACAUGCGGCGGCACCAGCAGCGGCGGGAUUGAUGGGGGGGAUCUGAUCCUAUCGUGCGACGUUUUUGUCUACAUCGGCGACCUCCGAGCCUGCUUCGAAGCCGUUCGCGGGCUGGUUGCCGGCUACCAAGCUUCGGCGGAAUCGGAAACGGAAGCGGGAAGAGAUCCGAGGCGGGAAGAACCUGCCGCUGUUUUCGCCUUCUCGGCGGAAGCGCCACCAUCAGAGGCGACAGACGCUGGAGAUUCGGGGGGCGAGAAAAGGACAACAGCCGAUGCUGCCGAUCCAAGCCACAGGGGGUACGAGCUACAGGGUACUGGCAGGUACAGUCACAGCCGCGAGUACCUAGAAACGGUUUGCCGGGACGCCGGGUUCAGCGUAUUAGCAUCAAGCAACGUCACCUUGAGAAAAAACGCCGGCGUACCCGUACCGGGCUUCGUGUUCGUCACGGAGGCGGCCAUUGCUGCCUCAGCCCCAACAUCGUAGCUGGGUAUUGAGACGAGUAGACUGGGC